AUGCACCAUGUGGCCAAAUUUUGGCCACUCUCCGACGUUCACCUAGGACGGAGUACGCCGCCAAAAACGUUCACCGCACCGUCUCUGUAUCGAUUGGCGGUGGAAGCUUUUGUGCGAAGCUUUUCCGACAAUCCGCGGUGUAAUGGGUACCGUGUGGCUAUCGGACAGUUGCCGGUAACCGUGCGCUUGGACGUGCUGUGUGAGAUGUGCGAUUGUCCGAGCUUAAUCGAGGCCCAGCUUCAUAUCCUUUCCGAUCCGUUGCUGUUCAGUGAUCUCAUUCGGUAUCGAUCGAGUGCCCUCACGCCGCUGGUGCGUUGUGUGCAGUGGCUACAAAGCGCCAAGGAGUCGCUUCCAGCUGAGCUUUGCACGCGGUAUCGUCGUUUGGUUGAUACGAAGCCGCACACCGAUGACCACAAGCGGCUCGAUUAUCGGUGCGGAUUGCGCAUUGGUACGUUCCUAACGCAGACUGGGUGGACUGUGGAAGCGAUCGCGAUUCUGUUGAUCACGCGGCACCAAACACGUCUCGGCUCUCCGGAUGAGCUUGCCGUCCUGCGGCAGCUUUUGCGUGCGCAAACUCUCACCGGAAAGCUCAAGGAUGCCAGCAAGACGUACCAGCGUAUGGAGAAGGUAAAACGGUGGAUUCUGCUCCUGCCUGAGACUGAAACCGGAAGGCUGCACGAUCUGUUCGCCAGUGUGUGGCAUUCGUUCGCGUUGUUCCACUUUGAGAGUCGGAGCUUUCGCGAAAGCUUCGAGUGUGGUGAACACGCGUUAAGUUGGCUCGGUGAACGAUCACCCAGCCGGCUAGUGGUGGACGUGUAUCGGCUUCUUGCGAGGGCUUCCGUUGGUCAGCGUUUGUUCGAAUCCGCUGAGGUGUUGCUCGAGCAAGCCAUUGCACGAGCUAUGCGAGACUUCGGAAGGACUAGUGCCCCAUACGCUGAGACACUCGAGGAGCUGGCGAUGUUUCUGCUUGCGCGUAGCCAAGUUGGCGAAAGCGUGGACGUGUACGCGGAGGCUCAACACAUCUACAUGCAGCUGUACGGAUCGCGGAAUCUUCUUCUGUCACUUGCGCAGGGUGAUCUAGCGUACGGAUUGUGCUUGCAGGCGUACGUCACUGGUCGGCGAGAUCGAGCGUUGCAGCACGUAGAGCAGGCCAUCGGGAACUAUAAUCGCAUCCUUCCGAAGUAUCAUCGACUGUUCGUGCAGGUGCGUCGAUUACGCGUCACGAUUGAUAUGCUGAAGUUCUACACUAAUGGCGACACAACCGACACGCCGACGUUCAACUACAGGGAGGUUUAUGAGCCACUUUCUGUCGAAGAUAUUAGCUCCAUCCGAUCGGUCCAGCAGGUCCCAAAGGCCUGGUAA
This is a messenger RNA of Anopheles nili, 1362 nucleotides long. Its product is annotated as amyloid protein-binding protein 2-like. The record is from RefSeq and is a predicted model, not a curated record. NCBI's taxonomy places the organism in Eukaryota, Metazoa, Arthropoda, Insecta, Diptera, Culicidae. The transcript has 2 exons. Gene Ontology annotation, biological process: intracellular protein transport. Bases 1 to 1362 code for a protein of 453 amino acids. Gene Ontology annotation, molecular function: protein binding.